This is a messenger RNA of Heterocephalus glaber (naked mole-rat), 1031 nucleotides long. The record is from RefSeq and is a predicted model, not a curated record. NCBI's taxonomy places the organism in Eukaryota, Metazoa, Chordata, Mammalia, Rodentia, Bathyergidae.
GGGUAACCCAUCCAGAUGAGGAAAAUAUCCUGGUUAGCCCAGUUCAUGCCCAGGUGCAGAAGGAAGGCAGUCACUUCUCAAGCCGUUCCCCCUCCCCCCCCCUUCCGGCCUUCUUCCAACGCGCAGGCGCAUAGAGUGCACCAACAUGGCGGCCCCCGUGGAUCUGGAGUUGAAGAAGGCCUUCACAGAGCUUCAAGCGAAAGUUAUUGACACUCAACAAAAGGUGAAGCUUGCAGAUAUUCAAAUUGAACAGCUGAACAGAACAAAAAAGCAUGCACAUCUUACAGAUACAGAGAUUAUGACUUUGGUAGAUGAGACUAACAUGUAUGAAGGUGUCGGAAGAAUGUUUAUUCUUCAAUCCAAAGAGGUAAUUCAUAAUCAGCUGUUGGAAAAACAGAAAAUAGCAGAAGAAAAAAUUAAAGAACUAGAGGGAUCGAAUUCAGGACCUUGCGCUUUCAAGGCAGGCAUUGGAACCACUGAGCUAAAUCCCUGGCUCCAGGUGUCUUCCUUAUCUCCUUGGAUUACGUACCUGAGUGCACACCACAUUAUCCCCUUGAAUGCUUCUGAGUUAUUGACCUCAAACUCCAGUGUUAGAUGCUUACAUGCAGAAAAAGUCCUACCUGGAGCGAAGUGUUAAGGAAGCUGAGGACAACAUUCGGGAGAUGCUGAUGGCUCGAAGGGCUCAGUGAGCCGCUAGAGGACACUCCUUUUAGACCCCUCUCAUCUUGGCAAGGACAGAAAGACCUUCGCGGGGUGGCAGCCUCCCUCUACUCAGAUGGACAUUUUAUCUGGUUGGCCCAGCAACCAACCCCAUAUUUUCUGUAUUGCCCUGAGCCACUUUCAGGUUCCACUCUGUAUAUUCCCCCCAGCUUUGCCUGCCACCCCUUACCUGGAUACUCUUCUCUCCUGAGGUGAUCCAUGAACUCCCAGGAGAGGGAAGAUGGGAGGCAGGGCAGAUGGGUGUGUUCUGCCCGAGCCUGCCACUAGGUAAGCUACUCAGGCCAAUAAAAGGUCUGUCCUUUUAUUCUGUC